Molecule: messenger RNA, 2013 nt
Organism: Hyposmocoma kahamanoa
Lineage: Eukaryota; Metazoa; Arthropoda; Insecta; Lepidoptera; Cosmopterigidae
Product: autophagy-related protein 13 homolog
Exons: 1
Coding region: 35-1294 (419 amino acids)
Biological process (GO): piecemeal microautophagy of the nucleus; protein localization to phagophore assembly site; autophagosome assembly
Cellular component (GO): extrinsic component of membrane; phagophore assembly site; Atg1/ULK1 kinase complex
Source: RefSeq, a predicted model, not a curated record
AACAAAGAACUUAGUGUAACAGUGUAGUUUUAAAAUGGCGCCAGACGCGGCAUUCUCAAACAUUUCAGACAAAAAUGAAUUUACCAAAUUUGCAAAGUUCCUAGCUUACAAAGGUGUACAAGUUAUUGUAGAAUCAAGGAAAGGUGUGAAAAUUGAAACAAGCACUAAACUACAGUCUUCAGACUCUGAUUGGUUCAAUCUACAAAUACCGGACUCCCCGGAAGUCAACCAGGCUACAAAAAAUGCUUUGCCAUCUGACAGAAUACUAGAAACUAUAAGAUCGAAACUACACGUUGAAAUUUCGGUACAAACUGAAGAUGGAGAUGAAAUGGUACUCGAAUUAUGGACUUUAGAACUUGACGAAACACAAUUUGAUACUUCUUUGAAGGCUAUGAAUACUGUAUAUUUCAGAAUGGGCAUUUUACUAAAGUCUUUAAUAACUAUAACAAGAAUAACACCAGCAUAUCAUUUGUCUAGAAAGCAAAGAACUGAGUCAUUUACAAUUUUCUACAGGGUAUACAGUGGUGAACCUAAAGUUAAGGCUUUAGGGGAAUCUGUAAAGAAAAUACAAGCCGGAAUGUUGAAGACUCCUUUGGGAGGCCUAUGCUUUACAGUUUCGUAUCGAACCAACUUCUCAAUAUCACCAAAUAGAUCGGAUAAGAGUAAAACUUUGCUUUUAAAAAGUGACCACUUUGAAUUGAGCCCGAAGCACAUAAUUUUUGAAUCCAAGAAAAAGAAGGAAAACAAAGAAAAGGAACCAAAGCAAGUAAAGCCUGUAGAUCUCAAUAGACCGUUGCGUUUAGCAGCGUUUGUCGACGAAAAUAUAAUAAGACAAGCAAUUGAAGACUUUUUUAAAAAGAUGCCUGUGCCAAAAUGCCGAGCACGUUCCAAACCAAAUAGUCCAGAAAAGGUUUGCGAGUGUAAUAGUACACAAGACUUAGAUGCGAAUGUUGUAUCUCGCAGCCCAACAUCUUUAGAGAUGCCUCCAAAGAAGUUCACAGGGUUUCGCAACGAAAAUGAGCCGCCACUGAAGUUGCUCCAUUUUCCAUUUGCUGAUAAUCACCCCAUAAGAGAACUUGCGGAGUUUUACAAGGAUUUCUUUAAUGCCCCUUAUUUAAAACUCACGGAUAGCUUGAAACAUUCUCAGUCAAAAAGUACCGAGUCCUUGAAAGAGGACGACGAGAUGGCCAACGACGAUUUGUCAAAAGAUUUAGAGCUGUAUGAAAGCUCGGUUAAGGAAUUCGAUGAACUGCUAGAAGACAUGUGUAGGUCGGCGGAAUGGAGUGGCAAUUAAGGGAACAAGGGUUUAGGGCUGUUCAUAACUAACGCCACACUUUCUAGAGGAAUUCAUGACAAAAUGUCUGUAAACCCUUUUUACUAUCUUGCGGAAUUUGCACGAACUAAUUACUUCGAUUGUCGCCACGUGUAUUGCUGUCAAAAAUCAUGCGCCAUCUUGGUAUAUGACAAUCAUGAAAAACGAGUAAUCCAAUUACAGAGUUUGGCGUCGUUUAUGGAUUGUCCCUAUGUGUAGAGUACGUAAUAAAAAAAUGGUUAAAGUAGAUGUUAAAGACGUUAAAGAUGUUUUGUGGAAGCUUGCAUUAUUCGCUUGGAAGCUAGGAUUAUUCGGUUUUGAUGUGCAUACCUUGUCUGUGUUCCAUUAUUCAAGUCCUACUAUCGUAAAAUUCUUUAUUUCAAGGCCCUUUUGCGUUGAAGAUCUGCGUGUAUAUCGGGCUAGGCAGCUUAUGAAGAGAACGCAACAAGUUAUAAAGGCUAGCACAAAGUGGACAGGAAGGCAGAAGAUAUUAAAUGUAUAAAUUUUAUGUUGUAACAAUUUAUAUCAGGUAUAAAUUUUUUAAAACUCUGCGCUCGACUUCGGAGAAUCGCAGCUAGUGUUGUAAAAAACUCGAGUUUAGGAGUUUACAUUUUAGGACUCGACUCCAAUUCACAAGACUAGACUCAUAAAGACAGAGACUCCACUGCUCGAUAUAAUAGUUUCCAAACAGACUCGAGUUC